UCUGUCAGUAACACAUGUGUAAGAGCCGCGGAGGGAGCGAGCGAGCCGGCUAGAGGCCAGCGCUGCCGCCGCCGCCGCCGCCGCCUCCGAGCCGGGCAGCUGCAGCCCCGGCAGCGGCGCAGUCUCCAGCGCGCCGGGCCGCGGCCGCCCGCAGCCCCCGACUCCAGGCGCGCCCGCCUGCCGGCCUCCUCACCGGCCGCGGCCGCUCUCGGAUCUUGUUUUUGCGGCUGCUCCACGGCCGGCAGUGCUUGGCCGAGCCGCCGCCGCCGCCGGCCCCGAGCGAACGAGCGAGCGGGCGCGCGGGAGGGAGGAAGGCGGCGGAGGAGGAGGAGCGGGAGGCGCGCGGGCGGGGGCGGGGGCCGCCGGGCGGGGGCAUAUACAAAGUGAAGCCACAUUGCCAAACUUGCAGCAGCGAUUGCAGCAGUUGCUGCCGCUGCGCCGCGCCUGAAGCCGCGCCGCGCGGGCCGAGGGCUCCUGCAGCUGCUCGCGCGCAGCCGGAGGCGGAGGAGAGGACGAGGACUGGGACUGACACUUCUGCUGCCGGCCGCCGGCCACUUACGCGGCGCCCCCCAACCCGCCCCAGAGCAACGCGAUUAAAAAAAAAAAAGCAGCCCUUAGCCCCCUCCUCCCCUUUCCUGCUUCUGCGAGAACUCGCUCCCUCCCUCCAGCUCCGCCAGCCAAGGCGCCCCUUCCUUGGAAGCCGAGCGGCUUCGCUCGAAUUUCGCCGCCGCCGCCUCUCGCAAUAUUGCAAUAUAGGGGAAAAGCAGACCAUGGUGAAUCCGGGCAGCAGCUCGCAGCCGCCCCCGGUGACGGCCGGCUCCCUCUCCUGGAAGCGGUGCGCAGGCUGCGGGGGCAAGAUUGCGGACCGCUUUCUGCUCUAUGCCAUGGACAGCUAUUGGCACAGCCGGUGCCUCAAGUGCUCCUGCUGCCAGGCGCAGCUGGGAGACAUCGGCACGUCUUGUUACACCAAGAGCGGCAUGAUCCUUUGCAGAAAUGACUACAUUAGGUUAUUUGGGAAUAGCGGUGCUUGCAGCGCUUGCGGACAGUCAAUUCCUGCGAGUGAGCUCGUCAUGAGGGCGCAAGGCAAUGUGUAUCAUCUUAAGUGUUUUACAUGCUCUACCUGCCGGAAUCGCCUGGUCCCGGGAGAUCGGUUUCACUACAUCAAUGGCAGUUUAUUUUGUGAACAUGAUAGACCUACAGCUCUCAUCAAUGGCCAUUUGAAUUCACUUCAGAGCAAUCCACUACUGCCAGACCAGAAGGUCUGCUAAAAGGUCAGAGUAAUGCAGAAUGCGUGCCUUCAUCUCAGAUUUUGUUCAUCACAGGUGGAUCCCAUGUGUCUUCAGUAGACAAGUCACCUUUGUAGCUAGCACCAGUGCCAGCUCCAUGCCAUUGCACCUUCUUUAGUCUUGAUUGCCCUUCCCGCAUUUAUUGGUGUAUUAAAAUGACUGAAUAUGAACAUUAAGGACUCCAUGAACCUGGGCUAAUGGGAGACUGUAGAGAAAAUGAAAAAAGAUCCACCGCAGGGGAUCUUUGGGGGGGGGGGGGAGCUUGGGGGGAGGGAAAUGACUAAUGAAGCUAAUUAAAAGAAGCAUUCAAAUCUGCUUUCUACCCUCAUUAACAAUUAGCAGGGCACUGGCCAGAGUUUGUACCCUGUGUUUUACCUUAACAACAUUCUAUUUGCUCUUUGUAUAUUUAAGUGUUGUAAGGAAACGUGUUUCAAUCAAAACUGAACAUGAGAUAAGGAAAGAGAUGUGGCUUUUGUGAUAAUUCUAUCACAAACACUUUUAUUGUAUCUCUGUAAAAUACAAUGUAUGUAUGCAUGUAAGUGUUUUUGUCCUAAUGUUGCUACUCCCAUGGCAAAGAUUUAAAAAAAAAAAAAAAAGAAUGAAAAAGGAAAAAAAAUUGGAAAAAAAAAUCAGGCUCAUAGCAGCUACUGUGUAGAAAUUUCCCCUUACUUCUAAUUUGCUGAAUGAAGAAAAAAAAUCUUUUAUUUGUGAUAUUUUCAGAGACAUUUGCUCUAGUAUGGUGUAUUUAAAUAAUAAAAACUUAAAAGAAAAAAAUA
Molecule: messenger RNA, 2062 nt
Organism: Marmota flaviventris (yellow-bellied marmot)
Lineage: Eukaryota; Metazoa; Chordata; Mammalia; Rodentia; Sciuridae
Gene: Lmo4
Product: LIM domain only 4
Source: RefSeq, a predicted model, not a curated record